GAGGCUCAUCAUUACAUUCUCCCCUCUAGGAUGCAGAGAGUCAUGCAUGUGACUGUGGUAACUGCUGUCCUGCUGGCGGUGGGCAUCCUGAACGCCGUCUCAGCCCAGUCUCACACGGAAGAACUUGAGUUUGUAUGUGAACAUCUAAAACGUGUUUCUUGUGGUGGAGGAUGGACCCACAUUGAUGCCACACGCUGUGUUAAAUACUUCCAAACUCCAAAAUCCUUCGAUGACGCACAGGCACACUGCAACAGCACCGGCAGUGACCUGGUGACAUUCAAAACUCAACAAGAUGUCGGAAAAGCUGUUUGUAUCACGUUACAUGACAACCCUAAACCUAAAUCCUUUUGGGUUGGAGUCAUAAGAUCCGCGGAGGGGUUCACAUACACUGAUGGAUCUGAGGUGAAGCAUGCUCACUGGUCAGUUGGUCAGCCAAACAAUGCUGGUGGACAAGAGAACUGCGUUGAGAUGAACUACAAAGACUGGGGACUCUGGAAUGAUGCCAACUGUGCAGCUAAGCAUCAUUUCAUGUGCGCCAAGACAAUGUAAUCAUCACCUGCUGCCGUUUGCUUUCACAUGUGCUGCUGGUGGACCAGUCUCUUUCAUGAUAACCUGAAACACACAAGCUUCUUAACUUUACUGCAAUAAACGCUUCAGCAUUCAAGUUC
This is a messenger RNA of Pseudoliparis swirei, 668 nucleotides long. Its product is annotated as C-type isolectin Sp-CL4-like. The transcript is spliced from 5 exons. Bases 31 to 549 code for a protein of 172 amino acids. NCBI's taxonomy places the organism in Eukaryota, Metazoa, Chordata, Actinopteri, Perciformes, Liparidae. The record is from RefSeq and is a predicted model, not a curated record.